This is a messenger RNA of Nylanderia fulva, 2623 nucleotides long. The record is from RefSeq and is a predicted model, not a curated record. NCBI's taxonomy places the organism in Eukaryota, Metazoa, Arthropoda, Insecta, Hymenoptera, Formicidae.
CAAAAUCGUGACUCUAUUACAAUUUAUAUUAUCUUUGAGCCUUUAUUCCUUUAAAAAGUCUGCUUAAUCUCACAUUUUGCAAUUUUAUUCUUUUUUGAUGUAUGUAUUAUUACAUUAUAUUUCUUCUGCAAAUUGGAGAAUUAUACAUUUAUUGCAAUCGCAGUGAUAUAAGAUUUAAUUCAAAUUCUUUUUAUUAAAAAAAGUAUAAACUUUCCGCAUGUGAUUUUCCAAACAGUAACUGUAAAGAUGCUGACAUAUCUUUUUGAAUAUAUAGUAUGUGUGUGAUGUGUGUGUCUGUGUGUGAUGUGUAUAUAUCCAUAUUGAUUAAGAUUAUGCUAGCUCAUACAGAGACAGCAUUUUUGAUUUGAUAUUACGUUGAUCAUCGUUGGAACACAAUUAUAAAACCACUGAAUAAAGAGUGAGAGAAAAGAGUUAUUAGAAUAAAGAGUUACUCUUUAUUCUCUUUGCAAAGUGCAUAAAUGUGAAAUUGCUAAAGUGAUAGAUUUUUGGACUCUUUUACUCGCCAAUUAUUUUAUUUAUUCAAUUCUAGUUGGAAGAAGAUAUAUAAAUGGAGGAGAAAAGAGAAGUCCCAUCGUCAUUAAGGACACUGUUAGCGGUUGAUGCUUAUUUAACAAAUGCUUUGGUUAAUUGGGCACAGCAAUUUUCAGUUUUAAGGCAACUAAAAACACAUCAUACAGUUUUAAAGAUAUCAUGUCAUAGUGUAGUGUGGCUGUCAACUAUUCUCGUAUCAAUUUGGACCUUCACCAAUUCAAAUUUUUAUCAGAUGCAAGUCAAUCUUUCAAUUGGUUUAUUACUAGAUAUUAUUUUAAUUGCUGUAUUGAAAGCAAUAACGAGAAGGAGACGACCUACAACUGAUGGCAAUCUUUCUCACGAUAAAGAUUCUUUUCCAUCUGGAAAUGCGGCACGUGUGGCAUUUAUUACAUAUUUUUUUCUCAACAUAUGGCCUGUUCCUCUAAUAUGUGUGCUGCCAUUGUUAGCUUGGUCCUUUUCUAUAUGCAUGUCUAAGCUUCUGAGGAGAGAACAUUAUAUAGUCGAUAUUUUCGCAGGAAUAGCUCUAGGUAUUUUCGAAGGUAUGUUAAUAGGAUAUAUAUAUUUGGAACGAGAGACCUGUACCAGUUUAGUUUCGUGGAUUACUGAUGAGAAAACAUCUGGUGCAGAAUAUGAUGUUUAACAAUAUUGUUAUUUUCUAUAUUUUAGAUAGUAUUUUUAUAUUAUAUUAUAUCAUAUUAUAUCAGUUAAGUUCGUGUGAUGAAUGUUUGACUAAUUAAACAUAAUUUUAUCAAAAUAAUUUAUGAUACAUGUAAUAUAUAAACGAACAAAAGUUUGAUAGAGUUGAAAAGAAACUAGUUUAGAAGAAAUAUUUUACAUUCAAUAUUUUUUAUAAUAUAGAAAAGGUGCUUUGUAGAAGAUAAACGAGUAUUCAUCCUUAUCCAUUUAUUUUCUUCUCUUACUCCAAAACAAGACACAUAUACCUCUCAUUUUUCAUGCAUUUGUUAUUCUAAAUGUCUCCUUUUUUUAUAAGCAUGUUGUAUAUAGAUCUCUCUAUGGGUUAUAUAAAAUUCUUGUGUAAUUGAAACGACAGAUAUAAGUAUCCAAUGUUUUCCAAGCUUAUUGUAUCCUUGCAUAUCAAUAAUUACAUUACAUUACAUUAUACAUUCAUGUAAGAGUAACAAUUUGGAAGUUACAAUAUACUAACAAUGAUGGCCCAGCGAAUAUUUUAUUGACAUAUUGGAUCAUAUUGAUGACUAGUUGAUGAUAUUGCUCCAUUUCUUUAACUGUAGUCCUUAUAAUCUCUGUAGAAUGUUCCUUUAUUUGGAUUAUACAUCCUGAAAUAUUAAUGUAAAUGCCUUUACACACACUACGCAUGAUAUAAUGUGUGUUAUGGUACAAUUUCAUGUGAACAGUCUUCAAUUGAUAGAUAAUGUGAAUUUUUGCUAAUGUACCUGUGUGCGCUGUGGCCCUAAUUUCUCUUCUUUCUACUUGCAUGUAGUACAUAUUUACUUAUACAUAGUAUGUACUUAUAUGUGUGUGCCAAUUCUAAUAUCUAUCGAUACAAUAUCUAAUUUUAUCAUGCGUUCUUCUAAGGUGUUUUAUACGAAUCUGAAGACGUAUACACGCAUACACAAGCGAUUGUUUCUACAUAUGUGUGUGUGUUUAUAUGUAUGUAUGUAUGCAUUAUGUGUGUGCGCAUAUACAUAUUUUUUGUAGUGAAUAUCAAUCAAUCCUCAAAUUCGAAGCGAAAUACUGCAUGUUUUUUUCUUCCCCGUUAAAUAUAAAUAAAUAAAUAAAUAAAUAAUCGACAUUAAUUAUGUCUCACAUUGAGGUACAGCGUUAGAUAGAAAAGAAAACAGAAUGCUAAGUUUCACUAAAAAAAUAACAUGUCCAUUUUUUGCGAGUUCUGAGACAUCCUGCAUAACAAGAUUUCAACAAUACAAAAUUUUUCGACCCGCUUCUCAUUUUCUCUAAUUUUCUUUACAUUGAAAUAUUCUUUACCAUUUUAUCACAUAUUAAAAUUAUAUCAUUAAAUAUAUAAAUGUGAAUAUCUGAUAUAAAUAGAUCAUUAUAUAUGAAGAAUAAAGUUGCGACAUAAAUCUUUGACAAA